This is a messenger RNA of Heterotrigona itama, 4795 nucleotides long. NCBI's taxonomy places the organism in Eukaryota, Metazoa, Arthropoda, Insecta, Hymenoptera, Apidae. The record is from the annotation of a GenBank genome assembly.
AUGAUACCUGUUUACAUCUGCGAGUACAAGGAACAUUACGUGUUAGCAAAAACUGUUUUGUUUUAGGAAGAUAAGAUUUUAUUCUAUCUUCAUCACCAGUAGCCCAUUGCCAUGUUGGACAGUGAUGUACCAAAUGAUCACCAGCUGCUACAAACUCCUCCGGUGUUAAUACUCCAGUUUCGCGAAAUUUACUUUCCUUUAAUAAUUACAAGUUAAAAAUUACAAUAAUUACAAACAUAAUUAAAAACUAUAUUUCAUUUGCAUAUAUAAUACAUUUUAACAGAAAUGAAGAAAAAAUGUGAAAAAAAUAUAAUUAAAAAGAAAGCAAAAGAUUAUUAUAAAAAAUAAAAUAUUUGAUAAUGAAUUGAAAUUAUCAUUAAGGAGAAAAGGAAUUGGAUGCAAAUAUUUGCAAUAAUAAUGAAAAAAAUAAGAACACAAUAAUAUAAUAUUAUAAAUUAUAUAUAGAGGUGCUCUAAGAAUAUUAUAAAGGUCUGUGUACAACAAAGAUGUUUUUAAAAAUCCAUUUUAUUUUAAUCUGCUGUUUCUUCCAUUACAUAGAAAGUUAUUAUUAUAAUAACAACAUCAUAAAUAAAUAUUAUUUUUAUGAUGAAAAUAAUAAUCUUAUAUAUAUAUAUGUUUCAGCAUGUAAUACAUUUAUUACAGUGUAUUGUAUAGCAACAUAUAGCAACAUAACAUAAACAGAUAAUUAAAUAGUGUAUAAUGGGAAUGUUCAUUAGAUAAAAUUGUAUAUGAUUUAUGCAAUAUACUUUUAUUAUUUUUGUGAAAGUUUUAUAAGAGAAUAUUUAUGUUGAAAAUGUAUUUAUAUAGCAUACCUUUAACACAGGGGUUAAGUAUUCGGCAACACCAAGCGCAGUACCUUUUACAGAAUUAAUGACACUCUGCAUCGCUAUCUCGUGCAACAAGAAAUUCAAAUUUACUAAAAACGUGAAAGAUCAGAGAGGGCAAUUGCUUAAUACUAACAUUCGUAUAUCAACAGUUUCUAACAUGGUUGAUCACUCUGAAAUUUCAAAUGCAAAUUUAGAAGAUAUUACAAAAGCGUUAGAAGAUAUGGAUAGUUUAGAUAUAAAAUUAUUUAAUAAUACAUUUAAGAAAUCAAAUUCUACAAGCAUUUUUAAAGAUUCUAAUAUUCAAUCUGAUGGAGAAAUUAAAAAAAAAGUUCUAUUUAAAGAUUCUAAUGAGGAUGAUUUAUUAGUUGAUUUGUUAUCCGAUGAAGAAAUCUCUGUAAAAGAAAAGAAAAAUCUAUUUACAUCUAGUAGCAAAAGUAGUUUAAUGGAAGAUCUUUUCAAAAUCAAAAAUCCAGUUACAUCUGCAAGUAUUAAAUCAAAUAAUGAGCUGGAAUUUCAGUUUGAGCAAGGAGAAUCUAAUCAAUUAUCUUCUCAGAAACUAAAUGGUUACUCAACUUCUGAGAAUAAUCUUAUUUCUCAGACUGAAUUAUCCAAACAGAAAAAUACACAAAACUUAAAAAGUAUACCUCAAAAUGAAAAGAGUAAUUUAGUAAGUUUAAUCAAUAACUCUGAUGCAAUAGAUAAAGCAGAAAGAGCAUCUUUAAAAGAGCAUUUAUUUGAAAAUCAGCCACAUUUAUCAAAUGUUAUGGACUCCAUAAUUUCUAAAAAUAUUAAAAAAACAGAAUCACAAACUAUGGCACAAUCUGUAAAUAAUACACAAGAAUCAAAAUUGAAUACUACUGAUCUAUUAACUAAAUCUGCUACAAAAGAAUUUCGUAGAGGUAGGAGAAAUACAAAAAUCAUAAAUGAUCCUCUUGGUUUAUUAUCGGAUCAAAAUUUAGAAUUGGUAUCAAAUGAAAAUAUUCCAACUAAAAAUUCCAUUGUGCAUAAAACAGAAAAUGAUUUACCAGAGUGGUUAAGUGAUUCAAAAAGAUUAGGAGAUGAAAAAUCAGAAACAAAAAUAGGAAUGGCUAAAACGGAUAAAGUAGUUACUUCGAAACAAAAUAUUAAAGUUCACAACACGAAUAGUAUAGUAGAUUUAAAAAAAACUAGUGGAAACGAAUUAGAAGAUACACUGUUGUUUAAUACACAACUGACAUUAAAUGAACAAAAUUCACUCGUAAAUAUAAAACAACAAGAAAGUGAAUUAAAAACAGCAACAAUGCUUUCCCAACAAAAUGAACAACUAAAUAAAAUAUCAAAUACUCAACAUUCUAUACUGCAUAGUCAAGAGGAACAAUUUAAUGCUCUUUUAAAAUUACAGUUAGAAAAACAGACUUUACUAGAAAAACAAAUAAAACUGCAGCAAGAACGCAUUAACCAAUAUAUUCAUGUUUUAACAACACAAUUAAGGCCAAUAUCAAGUAUUACAUCAAUUUAUACAAAUUGCAACUCAGACGUAAGUGAAGAAGAAAACAAAUUUGUAAAUGAAAUAAAAGAAAUGAAAGAUGUAAUAAAAAAACUACAGGGAGAAAAAUCAAAAUUAGAAUAUAAGUUAUCCACUGUAAACGAAAAACAUGAUAAUGAAAUAACAUUUCAAGCAGAAUUUUAUGAGAAGCAAAUCUCAUUUUUGAGAGAAGUAAUAACAAAAUCAGAAGAAAGAGUUAAACAAGAAAUAGAACGUUUAGAAGUAGAUUACAUGACAAAAUUUGAAAACUUAAGAAAUGACAAGUUACAAAUAGAAAACCAAUACAAAGAAGAAAUUCAUAAUCUAAAGGACAAACAUGCUCAACACAUAGAAGAACUUUGUAAAUUACAUUCUGAAAAUCUCUCACUUUUGCAAAAAGAAUAUUAUAAUAUAAUAGAAAGUAUAUCUAAAGCCAAGCAAAUAGAAGAUCAAAUGACUGAAAUUAUGACCACUCGAAAAACGGAUAUAGAGGAUAUAUUAGAAAAAGCUAGUGUUAUUAUUGAAGGAAUGGUGGAAAACAAAAAUAGAUUGGAAAUUAAAUGUGAUGAAAUAAAGAAAUCUCAAGCAAAUAUUUUAAAAUUGCAAGAAGAUGAUGUAAAAGCACAAAAACUUGAAUUAAAGUAUCACAACAAUGUCUUGGAAGAACAUCGUGAUAAAUUUAUACAAACAACAGAGAAAUUUGACACUCAUCUUACACAACUUAUAACUGAACUUCAAAAACAAAGUGCACUGUACUACCAAGCAAAAGAAACGCAUGAUAAGGAAGUAGCAAAUUUCUUACGAGAAAAAGAAUUAUUUCAAGAAAAAAUGAAAUGGGAACAAGAUUAUAUGCAGGCAUUAAAAGAAUCUUGGAUAAAAGAACAAGAGAAACAACUAAAAUUACUUGCAGAGGAAAAAGAAAUAAUAGCAAGUGAAAAAGCAGAAUUAGAAGUUUUAAAUAAAUUAAAAAGUAAUAAUAAUGAAGUUGUUAAAGUAGAGUUGGAAACUGCUAUUAAAACUGCACAGGAUGCAAACGUAUCUGCUAAUCAAGAAAAAUUAAAAUGGCAAGAAAAGAUUAACGAGUUUAAUAUUUACAAGCAAAUUCUACAAGAUAAGGAAAAUUUACUUAUUUUACGUGCCAAAGAACUUGAAUAUCUUACACAGUCAGUUCUAAUUAAAAAGGAAGAAGGAAUAAAAGUUUUAAAAAAUGCAAAACAUUUGGAAAAUCAAAAUAAAGAAAAAUUUAAUCAGUUACAAAUACAAAUUCAAGCAUUAAUGGAAAGGGAAAAAAAGAUUGCAACUGAAAGAUACAAUACUACAAAAGAUAAAAUUAAAAGAGUUUCAUCUACUUAUGAAAUUGAAACACCCGAAAGAGAUCUAAAUGUUUCACAUAAUGAAAUAAUAUCCUUCUCUGAAAUGCAAUCAAAUUCUGAAAUCACUACAGAAUUGAUGGUAAGAAAGUUUAGUUCUUUCAAAUUAUUUUAUUUUUUAAGAGAAUUUAUUUGUUGCAGACUGUCAUGGAUCCAAAUUUAAUUAUGUUGAAAUUGAAUAUGAAUAAUGAGUAUAACUCUAUCAACAAAUACACGUAAAAUUAAUAUUUUAUAAUAUGAUUAAAAUGUAAAACAGUAUUUGUUCAGAUUUCCACAUUCUCAUCUAAAAAUAAAUAAUUACAGUAGUUAAAAAAUUAAGAUAUUUAAAAAAUUUAAAGAUCUUUUUCUUAAAUGAUUUAUACGAUAAAUUAAUUAUAAUUUAAGUAUUUGUAAUUAAGAGAGAUAACUAAUGAAUAAUUUUUCAUUGAUUGAAAAGUAAAAGAAACGAGUAUCAAAAAAUAUUUUUUAUUACACAAUCAAACUUACCGUUAUUAACUAAACAAUAUUCUUGUAAUAUAUCUGCAUUUUUCUGCAAUGUGUUCACAUUUGUGAUCAGAGAUUUUAUAUUACAAAGUUUACUUUCUACGCUAUUCGUACAAUAUGUCUGAAAAAGAAUAUACACGAAAUGUUAUAACUUUGAAUCUUUGUUUUUUCUUUAUAAUGAAUAUAAAAUAAACCUACAAUAUUAUGAAGAAGAUUUGCAGAAUUAAUAUUAUUCUCUUUGGUAGCAUCAAAAUUUGUAUAUAUAUUUGGUAAUUUAUUUAUAAAAUCAAUACCUUCCGAUAAAAACAUUGUUGCUUGACUAAAAAUAUUUAAAAUAAGAUAUUCAAUUUAAUAAGUAAUUUAAGAAAAAGAUGAUAAUACCGAUGAUAAUCUUGAGAAAUCGGUAAUCUUGGAAUAUUUUCUGAAUUGUGAACGAGUUGGUUAACUGAAUGUUUGUGUUUCGUUAAACAUUGAAGAUUUUUAAUAAUGUUCUCUUUAUAAUUAUUACGCUCGUCUAUAACGAAAAUUUUGAUAUUAAAUUUUAAUUCUAAAGUUAUUAAAAAUAAUUUUUUUAUUUGAUACAGAAAUAG